AUGAAGCAUCAGAAGCGCGACUUGUCACGUCCACUUCGAAUCUACGCUGAUGGCCUCCAAAUGAUUGAGAGCCUCUCAGUUGUGAAGUACGAGGAAGUCACCAAUUGGCGAAAUGCCGAUGUUUUGUGGCUGAAAAGGCAUUUUAGCGCAAUACGACCACCUUUGCGCGGAGAACCCGUCAGCUCUCGUCAAUCAGUUUCCCCACGAAAGUUGUCUUACCGUGAAAGACCUCCUGUCGGCCAUCCUCAUGGAUCAGAACUCAGGCGAAGGGCCGGCUUGGUACCAGACAUGCUUCAACUUAAACACGGAAUUACCACAGUUUGUGUCCUAUUUCCUCCACAGAAAAGCACAGUACGUUGA
Messenger RNA from Cooperia oncophora, 360 nucleotides. The record is from the annotation of a GenBank genome assembly. NCBI's taxonomy places the organism in Eukaryota, Metazoa, Nematoda, Chromadorea, Rhabditida, Trichostrongylidae.